This is a messenger RNA of Motacilla alba alba, 1280 nucleotides long. RefSeq names its product DENN domain containing 10 (gene DENND10). The coding region runs from base 456 to 1166 and encodes 236 amino acids. Gene Ontology annotation, molecular function: small GTPase binding; guanyl-nucleotide exchange factor activity. NCBI's taxonomy places the organism in Eukaryota, Metazoa, Chordata, Aves, Passeriformes, Motacillidae. The transcript has 9 exons. Gene Ontology annotation, cellular component: late endosome. Gene Ontology annotation, biological process: protein transport; regulation of early endosome to late endosome transport. The record is from RefSeq and is a predicted model, not a curated record.
GGGGGCGGUGCCGCGGCCCGGGGCGGUACCGGGGCCCGCCGCGCUGAGGCCGCGGGCCCGGGCGGUGCCGGGGGUGCCGGCUCUGCCUGUUGCGGAGCUAAGCCGUGCACAACUCGGCCGAAGCGUCUGAAAUUCGCGGCUUCCCAGAAAAAGACACCAACGGAGAUGCUUUGUGGGUUUGGUGUUAUCCGUCCGUAACAGCGGAACUGAGGACUCUGUUGCUGAGAAAGUGCUGCCUUACAGACGAAAACAAAUUGCUCCAUACCUUUGUGUUCGGCCAGUAUAAAAGGUCUUGGUUCUACAUCACAACAGUAGAAGUUCAAGAUUCUCCAGCCUUGAAAAAGGUGACCCACUUCUCCAUUGUCCUGACGGCCAAAGACUUCAACCCAGAGAAAUAUGCAGCCUUCACCAGGAUCCUCUGCAGAAUCUACCUGAAGCAUGGAAGCCCAGUUAAAAUGAUGGAGAGCUACAUUGCAGUCCUCACAAAGGGCAUCUGCCAAAGUGAAGAAAAUGGAUCUUUCCUCAGCAAGGACUUUGAUGCUCGGAAGGCUUACCUUGCUGGCUCCAUCAAAGAUAUAGUGUCUCAGUUUGGAAUGGAAACAGUUAUUUUAUAUACUGCACUGAUGUUAAAGAAGAGAAUUGUAGUGUACCAUCCUAGAAUAGAAGCUAUCCAGGAAUUUACCAGGACUUUGCCUGCUUUAGUGUGGCAUCGACAAGACUGGUCAAUUCUUCAUUCAUAUGUGCAUCUAAAUGAGGAGGAACUGGAAGCCUUAAAAGCCUGCACAGGUUACAUCGCUGGAUUUACAGACUCUGAAGUGAGCAGUAGAUCAGACCUCUAUGAUGUCUAUGUGAAUUUGGCAGACAGUGAGAUUACAGUUUCACCUGUAGUAAAAGAGGCAAUGACAAUGGGAAAACUUCACAAAGAAAUUGGACAACUAAUUGUUCAAUCUGCAGAAGAUCCAGAUAAAUCAGACAGCCAAGUCAUUAAGGACAUUUCUCUGAAGACAAAAGAAAUCUUGGCUACUUUAGCCUCACUUACUGAAGUUUCUGAUGGCAAUGAAAAACCAACCCUUAACGCUGAGGCCCUGAAACAAAAGCGAUUUCCACCAGCCACAGAAAACUUCCUUUUUCAUUUAGCAGCUGCUGAACAAAUGCUCAAAAUCUGAUUUUGAUGCACUGCAGACCACAGACCGAUUCUGAAAAAGCUGUCUCUGCCAUCCAGAUAGGUAUACCUGGUAUUUUAUAUGAAAAACUAAAGGUAUGAGUCAAUAUCCUAGUUA